AAAACAUUCUCAAUUACAGCAACUCACCAACAUUCAUCUCAUUUCACAACUUCGACUCUAAGCAUUCUUUAAACUUCAAUCCAACUUCACCUUCAACAAGCCAUUUAGAUCCGAUCAAGAUGAGGUUUCUUUGUCUCCACGGCUACGCCUUCAGUGUGGAGGUUCUCCAACAACAGAUGGAGCCCAUCACUGCUCAUCUGCCAAGUGACUGGGAGUAUGAGUUCCUCGAGGCGGGCAUGGAACCCACAGAACUGAUGCUCCCAAAUCUUAAGCAAGUCCCCAAGCCCAACUACAGCUGGUACAACUUCCCCUACCCCGAAGACGUCGAAGAGGCAUAUGAGCGUCUUGCCGCCUACGUCGAGUCCGAAGGUCCUUUCGAUGGCAUCUGGGGCUUCUCCCAGGGCGGUUCUAUGGCUGCACUUCUUCUUCUAAUGCACCAAGCCGAGCACCCCGAUACACCAUACCCUUUCAAGAUGGCCAUCUUCACAUCAGCGUUCCUUCCCCAUUCCUUUGACAAUGGUGUUAUCAGUUGGGAUCUCACAGAGAAGAACACCCUUGAGCCGACGUACCUUCCCGGACGAAUCGAUGUUUCUCGCGGCAAGAAGUUGGACUGGAAGAAAGAUCUUCACACCUCGAUUGAGUAUGACAUGAUCAACGCUGUCAAAGAUGAACUUGACUUUCCCGUUGAUCUACUCCUUCGAUGGAGACCUAGUGAUAUCCCGGAGAAGAUCUCAGUACCUUCUGUUCACGUUCGUGGCUUGAAAGAUCACUACUCAUUCGUCGAUGAAUCGGUGUACGAGUUGUUUGAUCCUGAUGUGGCGAGGAAGAUGACACAUCGGGGCGGACAUAACUUCCCCAGGUACAAUGAGGAGUUGGUACACUUUGCAGAGUUGAUUAUUGAGACGGUUGUUUCUCUUCACUAGGGGAUUAUGGUUGUUUUCUUAUGUUAAUGCUGCUGGAUGGCUGAUUGCAAAAGAAAAGUUUCAGAAUUGUUAUGGGAUAUGAUAGAUUAUUUCUUUGACUUAGACUUCAGACAGUAAGUUGGAAUUGUUUCUUGAUAUCAU
Messenger RNA from Fusarium oxysporum Fo47, 1064 nucleotides. RefSeq names its product serine hydrolase FSH. Lineage: Eukaryota; Fungi; Ascomycota; Sordariomycetes; Hypocreales; Nectriaceae. The transcript is spliced from 2 exons. The record is from RefSeq and is a predicted model, not a curated record. Gene Ontology annotation, cellular component: cytoplasm; nucleus. The coding region runs from base 120 to 923 and encodes 267 amino acids.